UCAUGGAUUUAGUGAAUUGAACAUGGGAAAUGAGAUGGGCAACAGUAACACAUCCGGCCUGCAAGAAGAAGAGAAUUCAACCACUCAAACUCAAGAGAGGUUUUUGCAAGAAGCUGUUCACGUUGAUGGUGCAGAAGGUAAAAAUCAUGUUGUUCCUGUUUCUGAAGUUAAAGACUACAAUGGAAAAGUGAAUGGGUUGGCUUCUGACGUCCCAAACGGAGCAGGAGAUUCUCCUAAAUUAAACCAGACAUCAGAUGGAAGAGAGCAAGAAGAAACUGAAGUUAAUCAUCCUGCUGAAUCUCCAAAAGUUGAUGCAGAAUCAAAUGAAGCAGGUGAUGAAACCAGUGAAAUUCAACAACAAACUUUUCCAUCUGAAGAUUCAAAAGAACAUAACAAUCCACCUGGUUACGUAAAUGAUGGACUAGAAAAUCAAACUGUUCCUGGUGCUGAAGGUAAAGACUACGAUGAAAAAGAGAAUGCAUUCACUUCUGAUGAUUUGAACGGAGCAGAGGAUGCUCAUUUUUCAGAACAGAUACCAGAUGAAACAGGUUACUGAAUUCUUCAUAGCUUUU
Messenger RNA from Pistacia vera, 572 nucleotides. RefSeq lists its product as uncharacterized. The transcript is spliced from 4 exons. The coding region runs from base 23 to 556 and encodes 177 amino acids. The record is from RefSeq and is a predicted model, not a curated record. NCBI's taxonomy places the organism in Eukaryota, Viridiplantae, Streptophyta, Magnoliopsida, Sapindales, Anacardiaceae.